CCAGGCGCCCGGGAAGAGCGGCUCCCGCGCCCGCCCGGCGCUCUGCACCGAAGUGCGCGGUUCCCAGCGCCGGACCCGGCCGAGAGGGGUCUGGGACCCGUGGCUUGCGGGGGGCGCGUGCACCUGCAGCGGCGUGGGACGCUGUGCGGGGAGAAGAGGGUUUGGGGAGUCCGCUGGGGGCCUGCCUCUUCGCCGUCCGCGAGGCCCGUCACACUCCGACAGCUGCAGUGUGUUCUCCUGUGCGUCGUGGCGUCUCCGUCUCCGAGUGCUGGAAAACAGGCCGCUGGGAGUGCUCCUGGAGCCGCUCUCCCGAGCCUGUCCGGUCGGUCUGCGCGGGGUUGGCCUGGGGGCCAAGCAGAUGGGGCAGCUCUGCAGCCCAGGCACCUGCCACGAGAGCGCAAGAGGACUCCUUCCUCCAUUGGUUUUUGCUUCUCAUUCCUGUGACUGCCUUUGGCCUGGGGACAUGGCAGGUGCAGCGUCGAAAGUGGAAGCUGAAGCUGAUCGAAGAGCUGGAGUCGAGAGUUGCUGCUGAGCCCGUCCCGCUGCCAGCAGACCCAAUGGAACUGAAAAAUCUGGAGUACAGGCCAGUGAGGGUCAGAGGGCACUUUGACCACUCCAAGGAGCUGUACAUGAUGCCUCGGACCAUGGUGGACCCGGCCCGAGAGGCCCGGGAGGCUGGCCGUCUCUCUUCCUCACCUGAGAGCGGUGCCUACGUGAUCACCCCCUUCCACUGCACUGACCUGGGAGUCACCAUCCUGGUCAACAGAGGGUUUGUCCCCAAGAAGAAGGUGAACCCUGACACUCGGCAGAAAGGCCAGAUCCAGGGAGAAGUCGACCUAGUUGGGAUGGUGAGGCUGACAGAGACCAGGAAGCCCUUUGUCCCAGAGAACAAUCCGGAAAGGAACCAUUGGCAUUACCGGGACCUGGAGGCCAUGGCCAGGCUCACAGGCGCAGACCCCAUCUUCCUUGACGCGGACUUCCGGAGCACCGUCCCCGGGGGACCCGUCGGAGGGCAGACCCGAGUCACUCUGAGGAAUGAGCACAUGCAGUACAUCGUCACCUGGUACGGACUCUGUGCGGCGACAUCCUACCUGUGGUUUAAGAAAUUCCUACGCCGGACUCCUGGCCCGUGAGCUCGGGUCGUGGGUGCCGGGCUGCGGUCGGCAGGAGUCCCUGAUUUCCAACUUUGUUUUUACUCAGAGUCGGGUCUGUCCGCGUAAAUAAACUCUCUGCCGCGCA
Enhydra lutris kenyoni (northern sea otter) is the source of this 1239-nucleotide messenger RNA. RefSeq names its product surfeit locus protein 1. Gene Ontology annotation, cellular component: mitochondrion; membrane. Gene Ontology annotation, biological process: mitochondrial respiratory chain complex IV assembly. The record is from RefSeq and is a predicted model, not a curated record. Bases 558 to 1133 code for a protein of 191 amino acids. The transcript is spliced from 8 exons. NCBI's taxonomy places the organism in Eukaryota, Metazoa, Chordata, Mammalia, Carnivora, Mustelidae.